Harpia harpyja (harpy eagle) is the source of this 1390-nucleotide messenger RNA. It is a transcript of the gene COPE, whose product is annotated as COPI coat complex subunit epsilon. The coding region runs from base 342 to 1085 and encodes 247 amino acids. Gene Ontology annotation, molecular function: structural molecule activity; protein binding. Gene Ontology annotation, cellular component: COPI vesicle coat. Gene Ontology annotation, biological process: endoplasmic reticulum to Golgi vesicle-mediated transport; intra-Golgi vesicle-mediated transport; retrograde vesicle-mediated transport, Golgi to endoplasmic reticulum. The transcript is spliced from 10 exons. The record is from RefSeq and is a predicted model, not a curated record. Lineage: Eukaryota; Metazoa; Chordata; Aves; Accipitriformes; Accipitridae.
CCGCGGCUCCCGGCAGUCGCUGGGGCUCGGCUGCUUCCGGAGACGUGUCUGAGGCGGGGGGAAGAUGGCGUCCGGGGCGGGUGCGGGCUCUGCCGGUCAGGGCGGCGACGCCGACGAGCUCUUCGACGUGAAGAACAGCUUCUACAUCGGGGCCUACCAGGCCGCCAUCAACGAGGCGCAGCGGGUCAAGCUGUCUAGUCCGGAGAAGGAAGUGGAGAGGGAUGUUUUCUUAUUCCGAGCCUACAUCGCCCAGAGAAAAUACGGUGUUGUCCUGGAUGAAAUUAAAGCCAGUGCUAGUCCUGAGCUCCAAGCAGUGAGGAUGUUUGCAGAAUAUCUUUCAAAUGAGAGUCAAAGUGAAUCUCAAAAAAGCGGAAUUGAGUGGGGGCAGGAUCUUUUCGUCUGGCUUAGUAACGAAACACUUCCAAAUUCUCACCAUUGGUCUUCACAGGGAUGGAAUCGUUGCCGAUUUGGACAAGAAAAUGGCAAAAAGUGUUGAUAUAGCUAAUACUACUUUCUUGCUGAUGGCUGCUUCCAUCUAUUUCCACGACAAAAAUCCCGAUGCAGCUUUGCGUACUCUCCAUCAAGGGGAGAGCUUGGAAUGCAUGGCCAUGAUGAUACAGAUUCUUCUGAAGCUUGACAGGCUCGAUCUGGCUCGCAAGGAACUUAAGAAAAUGCAGGAGCAAGAUGAGGAUGCGACUCUUACUCAGCUGGCAACUGCCUGGGUGAACCUGGCCAUAGGUGGUGAGAAGUUACAAGAUGCCUACUACAUCUUCCAAGAGAUGGCAGACAAAUGCUCCUCCACCCUCCUCCUACUUAACGGACAAGCAGCCUGCUAUAUGGCUCAGGGCAAGUGGGACGAUGCAGAGGGAGUACUUCAAGAGGCAUUGGACAAGGACAGUGGCCAUCCUGAGACCCUGAUUAACUUUGUUGUCCUGUCACAGCACUUGGGCAAACCGCCAGAGGUUACAAAUCGCUAUUUGUCACAGUUGAAGGAUGCGCAUAAAAAUCAUCCGUUCAUAAAGGAGUAUCAGGCAAAGGAGAAUGACUUUGACCGGCUAGCCAUGCAGUAUGCCCCCAGUGCAUGAGGAGAGGGGAACGAGGCUGCAGACCUGCUCUGUGGUACCUUGGGAACUGGGGUUGAUGUGCAAAGCCUCUCUGGUAACACGGAAAAAUGCCCUCUGCAAGUCAGUCUGGCUUAACUCACUGUGGCAGGGUCUUGCAAUCCAGCAAGCCGGUGCUAAACCUGUAUAUAACACGUAGCUACUUGAAUUUGGUAGCUGAAAAGCCUGCGUUCUGGCUUACCUGGGUCCUGAACUCUGUUUAAAAUACAGUGCGAGUCAAGACUAUUCAACACUGUACCUUAAACAUUCCUAAUAAAGCCUUUUCUGGA